GGUUUGCAGCAAUGAGCAUGCGCAGAAGACAGACAUGGCGGAGAAAAACAUGACAGACACCGGGGAGAAGUUCUUCAGUGAAAUAUUAAGUCCAUCAGAACUGUUUGCAUCCCGGUCCAGGAGUCACAAGAUCCCGGUCCGAGGUCAGAAGGAUUUCUUCCCCAACGACUCGGAGGAGCAGAGACGGCGCCUCGAGCAGAGUGUGGAGGAGCACUGGAGCCUCAUAUCAGAGGAGAGAGUGGAGAGGCUAGGGAACCUGGUGCAGGCAACAUGGAUUCCUAAUGAGCAGACAGUGGAGCUUCAGUCUCCAGCUGGGAAGUUUUGGCAGACGAUGGGAUUCUCUGCUAACGGAAAGCAGCAUCUCCUCCCUGAAGAGGCUCUCUACCUGAUGGAGUGUGGAAACGUGCAGGUGUUUCACAGGGGCCUGCCUCUGUCCAUCCAGGACGGCUAUGAGAGGUUUCUGUCCUCGAGCACGGUGACCCUCCAGCAGUAUCAGGUGUUCGCUCAUUUGAAGAGGCUCGGCUACGUGGUGCACAGAUUUGAUCCCAGCUCGGAGCCGUCGUCCUAUGCGAGGCAGCUGAACCUUCCUCCGUCCCGUGACAGAGGCGGGAAACAACUGAAGAGGAAACGCAGUGCGAGCCCCGCGCCGACAACAACAUCCAGGUUAACAAGUCAAACUGAAACAAAAGAAGACUCCUCAGCCGACAGAAUGGAGGAGGAUAAAAGCCGCCACGAGGAAAACGAAGAUAAAAAAUGUCGGAAGUCAGACAUGAUGACAUCUCCGGCAACACCAGAGACCCAAACGGCAGCUCAAAGUCCAGCAGAGAAAGACAAAGGGGGCAGGACCUGGUGGAUGAUGGAUGCUCGCGAGGACCAAUCAGAUCACCAGCCUGCCUCUGGUUCCUCACGCUGGCACUUCGGCUCCAUCUCGUUCCCUGACCUGGGCUCCAGCGAGCGCCGCCCUAGCUGCUUGGCCCCUCCAGACCCCUCUCUGCUCCCAGGGUCUCUAGCUGUGGGGGUGUGCGACGUCGCCCCCUGGAGAGGGAGGAUAAACCUGCGGAAGGUGAAGGAGCAGAGGAGGGAGGAGAGAAGACACCGGUGGAAUAUCAACAAUGACAGAGAGGUUCGGCGCUGCAGAAACUGGGCGGAGUAUCGCGAGCUCCAGGCGAGGCGGCAGGAGAAACGUAAAGGUGGACCAGCACAUUUGUGGAACAGGGAAGUGACUCCCUUACACAACCCGAGAGAACAAAUACCCACGGCGGAUCUUUUGGAAAAAAUCAGAAUGACUGAAUCUACCAGUUUAGUCGAGGGAGCGUCCAGGUUAAAAGGUUCAGACAAGUGGAGGAUCUGUUUUAAUGUUUACCAACCUGACACGGUGGCUGACUUCAAGAAGAGCAACCCGGGGAAACCGCACUCCCGCAUGUGUGUGUGCAGUUUCGACGACCCCGUGCCGGACCUGAGAGCCAUCAAGCUGCUGGCCUUCAGCAGUGGAGACAUCCAGGUGGUUUGUGCCGUAGUGGACCACGGAGACAUCUCCUUCUACACCUUCAAAGAUUUCCAGAUACCCACUGACGUUUUCCCCUGACACCUCACAGCCGUAUAAACUCAUCUGUGGACUUCUGUAUGACUCUGUGGGUUGGAUGAUGAACCUUUGGUGGCACAGGUUGGAGAGAGUGUUUAUGGGGUCUGAGCGGUGCUUUACGUCAUGGAGUGGACUUUUUGCCAAAGUUUCAGUCAUUAGGUGGGAACUGAAGGGGGGCCUGCAUUGCUUCUUUUUAAAAAAAAAUUUUUAUACCACCUUUAAAUGGUAAGAAGGACUUUUAGGGCCACAUUAAGGGGGAAAAAUCUGAGAUUUCAAGAUUGAAGUCAUACAUUUACAAGACUAGAGUUGUAAAUUUACUCAAAGAAAAUCCUAAAUUUAGUCAAAUAAAGUCGAGUACUUAGUCAGUAGUUGAUACAACCUUUCAGAAUAAUAAUUUUAACCAUCGCCUAGUUUAAAUCCAAUUAUACAUUUCAUAUCACUAAUUAACUUUAUUCUAGUAAAUUUACAACUUAAAUCUCAAAACUUUGGAUUUUCUUUUGCUUUAAUGUGGCUCUUGUGCUCCAUCGAGGCAAAGUUUUCUCAUUUAAAUUUGAAACAUAGAGGGAUCACUGAAUAUGUUUUUUCCUUUUAAAAAAAAAAUGGGUUUAUCACGUCUGUAGGUUGCACAGUGUACAGCUCACUGCACACCCUUUUUUGAAUUAAACAUUCAUUAGAAAAA
Labrus bergylta (ballan wrasse) is the source of this 2261-nucleotide messenger RNA. RefSeq names its product TSEN54 tRNA splicing endonuclease subunit (gene tsen54). Gene Ontology annotation, cellular component: tRNA-intron endonuclease complex. Lineage: Eukaryota; Metazoa; Chordata; Actinopteri; Labriformes; Labridae. Gene Ontology annotation, biological process: tRNA-type intron splice site recognition and cleavage. The record is from RefSeq and is a predicted model, not a curated record.